Penicillium atrosanguineum is the source of this 1218-nucleotide messenger RNA. RefSeq names its product SAM-dependent RNA methyltransferase predicted. The coding region runs from base 1 to 1218 and encodes 405 amino acids. Lineage: Eukaryota; Fungi; Ascomycota; Eurotiomycetes; Eurotiales; Aspergillaceae. Gene Ontology annotation, cellular component: cytoplasm. The record is from RefSeq and is a predicted model, not a curated record. Gene Ontology annotation, biological process: ubiquitin-dependent protein catabolic process. Gene Ontology annotation, molecular function: ubiquitin binding; ubiquitin conjugating enzyme binding. The transcript is spliced from 5 exons.
AUGUCGGAGGAGGAAAAGACUUCCACUCCCACCAAACCCUCCGCCGUGGCACCUAACAGCCCCCGCGCCGAGUCACCAACCACUGCGCGACCCUUAGACUUUGACGAUGAGCCUCAGGAUCAAAAUGCUCAGUCCAUCGCUGCUGCCACUGCCCAGCAAAGCGCUCCGCAGACUGCCACCGAGGCCGCCCCAGUUGCCCCGCCGAAGCCACCCCGGCCUUUGGGCCCGAGAGAACAGUCGGAAAUUACCCUUAGAGAGGCUUUCCCAAGUGUUGAUCCCGGUGUGAUCAAGGCUAUCCUUACUGCGAGCAAUUGGAACGUUGAACGGGCAUUUAAUGCGCUCCUCGGCAUGACCGACCCGACAGCGCAAGAAGAUAUGGUUCCUCCUCCGAAACCUCCCCGUCCGUCCCAACAGCCUACUUCUACCACCCAGAAACAAAUGGAGGCCGACGAAACAUAUGCGCGCCAACUCGCAGAGCACUACAAUUCUUCAGGACGCCGGGCACCUGCUCCUGGGUGGGAGAACGAUCCGCGGUACCGCCAGCCUAGAGGAAGCGAGGAUUCGGAAGAGAAAGACUACAGCUUCUUUGACGAUGAUCUACCCGUUAUUCGUGAGAAUCUUCGAAAGGGAUUCUUGGAGACACAGUCGAAGGUCAACUCGUGGGUCACAAAUUUCAAGAAGAGAAUUGAUGGAGAUGAUUUGGAAGAAGAGCCUCAGCAAAACGAUGAGCAGCCCUCGCCUUAUGGACGCCCACGACGCAGUGGUGACAUGGGCCGUCGCAGUGGAGAUCGUGAGCGCUAUGAUGCGGAUCCGCAGGUACUGGGUGAUGACUUCUCUGCUCUUGAGCUGAGGGACUCUGAAGCUCCCCCGCCACGCCCUCCUCGCCCCGGCAACCAGAGCCUGCAGAAGACAUCCUCGCCCUCGCCUGAUAGGCGAAAGGUGUCCUUCCAGGAUGGCCCGCCCUCUGAGAUUGACACCGGCAACCGCUCCUCAGCGGGAAAGUCUAGCAAGUGGCAGCCACUGGCCACUGUUGAGCCAUCCCCCGUUGCUGAGAACGACCCGUUCAGCCUUGGAGACAGCGAUGACGAGAAGGAGACCAAGCCUAAGGAGCAGACCGCCGUGCCUGAGAGCGAACAGCUCAAGAAGGCCACCGAGGAAGCCAUGUCCGUCGAGAUUGGCUCUUCCAAGGACAGCAAGACUGAGGAGUCUUCAAAAUAA